GGAGUGGCUAUUUUUGUUUACAUUAGGUUUGGAACCAAUUGCACUCUCAGUUAUACUUGUAUGGCCAUUCCUAUGUUCAUUACCGGGGUUAUCAAGUACGUAGAAAGGAUUUGCAUUCUAAGGGCCGCAAGCUGGAAGCAACUUAGCAGAUCCAUUUUUCCCACUGCAGGUCAAGCAUCAGGUCAGACCACGGAUCAAUCAACUCCUGGUGUUCUGACAAAACUGGAGGAGCAUUUAGAUAGCAAAAUUGUUAUUAAAGAAAGCAGAUAUAUUCACAAAGCAUUUUGCAUGUUUAAGAUGUCCAUGCCUCUCUUUUCAGACCUCAAGCUCAGGAUUCCCCAAAAGUUGAGUAAAAUCUUCAUACUAUCCUCGAAUUCUGCAGACGAUGCCUUCAGACUGAUAGAGGUUGAACUAGGAUUCUUGUAUGAUGUGCUCUACACAAAGAAAACUUUAAGGCCACAACCUAUAUUGGGUACAAUCCUUCAUAGCAUCUGCUUGUUGUUAACGUUUACAGCACUAAUUGCCUUCUCCAUUGUGGUUGAAAAGAAUGGCUACCCGGAAGUCGACAUAGCCAUAACCUACACUCUGUUUGCUGGAGCAAUCUUUCUCAACAUUUGCUCGGCCAUCUCAAAAGUUCGCUCCAAUUGGACAAUGCUCUGGUUAACCGAUCCCAGCAAUUGGAUGUCGAAGUUUGUUCCUAAGGGUAUCGUUUCCUGGUACCUGCGAAGGAAUCUGGCUAAGAACCAAGGAAUAGCAUACAUGGCGCAACACAGUUUGAUGGAUUACUGUCUCAAGACCAAGAGAUCCAGAUGGAGGAAGAUUGUGAGAUUUUUUGACACUGAAGACAUUUUAGGGAAGCUUGUGCUUACUUCCUGGGAGAAAGUGAAUCAUGAAGUAAGGAACUUUAUCCACGAUCAUCUUGUAAAGAGGCAAAGCAAGUAUUGUAGAGGUGGGUUUCAAUAUAAGGAUCUGUCAAGUUUAUUGAGCAAGAAGAGAGAUGGAGUGCUUGAAACGCAUAACCUAAUGGAUAAAUUUGGUUGGAGCGCCACUGGAUUAGAAUUCAACCACUGCCUACUCAUAUGGCAUAUAGCUACAGAUCUUCUUUUUCACGUUGAUCUUAAAAGACAUUCUCCUGCCGAGCUUGGUUCACAUUACCAAAUUAGCAAGCACUUAUCUGAUUAUAUGAUGUACCUCCUCUUUGUGCGUCCGAAUAUGCUACCUAAAGGGAUUGGCCAACUGAGGAUGAAAGAAACUCGAAAAGAGGUGAUGGGUCUUUUUCAAAAUAAUGUGUCAUUAAGCAGCAGUGAAGUUGUGAAUACUUUGCUUGGUCUCAACUUUGGAGUAGCCGUGUUGUUGCCUCAGGAUCCUAGUAGGUCCAAAUCAGUGAUAGCUGAGGGGUGUCAAUUGGCGUGGAUGUUGCGCUCAUUAGUUGAGGAUUCAUUGUGGGAUCACAGUGCCAAAUGGGAGUUCAUAGCUGAUAUGUGGAUGGAAAUAAUGACAUUUGCUGCCAGCAGAUGUGAAUGGAGAGAGCACAAAAUACAGCUCAAGAAUGGUGGGGAAUUGCUCACUCACGUAGCCCUUCUCAUGGCGCAUUUUGGCUUGGCUGAACAUAUCGAAAUAACGACUGAUGAAGAAGACAAUUCCAAGUUACUUCGUUUUGAUAGUACCCGUCUUGGCUGGGACUGGGAUCAACUUUCUCAUUUGCCCUAUUACUUAGCAUAAAUUCUUAAUUUGUCUGGGAUGCAUGCAAUAAGCUACUGGGUAAAGUUUUAACUUUUGAGGUCUUUUUCUUUUUUUUAAUUGGUAGCUACCGUGUAAAGUUUGUGAAUUUGCUUUGAACAUGUGAUUAUGUGAACAUUGGACUCCCCUUAAUAAAGUUGUUUGUGUGAU
Rubroshorea leprosula is the source of this 1890-nucleotide messenger RNA. The record is from the annotation of a GenBank genome assembly. NCBI's taxonomy places the organism in Eukaryota, Viridiplantae, Streptophyta, Magnoliopsida, Malvales, Dipterocarpaceae.